Molecule: messenger RNA, 1092 nt
Organism: Mesorhabditis belari
Lineage: Eukaryota; Metazoa; Nematoda; Chromadorea; Rhabditida; Rhabditidae
Source: the annotation of a GenBank genome assembly
AUGUUCGGCAAUUCGUCGCCUUUUGGAGCAAAACCGCUCUUUACAUCAACGACUGCCGCUUCACAACAGCCAAGUGAAGACUUUGUGGUAAAUGGAGCUCCAGAAGAUACGAUAUCAAAAAUCAAAUUUGCGCCUGCACAAGACCAAGCUCUGCUCGCUUGCGGCUCUUGGGAUGGGACAGCACGAAUUUGGCAAGUAAGCGACAGUUGUCAAAGUGAAGGGAAGGCUGAACAAAAGAUGCCAGCUCCAAUCCUCGAUAUUGAAUGGUUUGACGAUAGUUCAAAGCUCUUCUUGGCUUGUGCCGAUAAAGAAGUCCGAUGUUGGGAUCUUGCUUCAAACCAGGUGGCUACGGUGGGAACACAUGAUGGUGCUAUCAAAACCUGUCACUGGAUAACUAGAUCACAGUAUUCUUGCUUGAUGACGGGUAGCUGGGACAAAACACUUCGAUUUUGGGAUAUGCGACAAUUGCCAACGCAGUCUUCAUUGAGAACCAUUCAGUUACCUGAACGUGUCUUUUCGGCUGAUGUUUUGGGUCCGAUGGGCGCUGUUGCACUAGCUAAUCGUCAAAUCAAGGUUUACAAUCUUGAAAAUGCACCAGAGGAGGUUAAACAGUUUGAGAGUCAGCUGAAGAUGCAGAGUCGAUGUCUUUCAAUUUUCAAGGAUCGCCAAAGUGAUCAACCAACGGGUUUUGCAUUAGGCUCAAUUGAAGGCCGAGUUGCUGUUCAAUAUGUAAGUCCAAGGGAUCCCAAGGAUAACUUCACUUUCAAAUGUCAUCGUUCUGCAGAGAUCAUCAAUGGUUAUCAAGAGAUUUACCCGGUAAACGAUGUUUGUUUGCAUCCAACUUAUGGAACUUUGCUCACGAUUGGCUCAGAUGGCCGUUAUUCGAUGUGGGACAAAGAUGCUAGGACUAAAUUAAAGACUUCUGAAACAUAUCAAAUGCCAUUAACUUCUUGCCAUUUCCAUCCUUCCGGUAACAUUAUGGCUCUCGCAGCUGGUUACGAUUGGAGUCGAGGACACGAAUUCAACACACAACCCGGCUCGAAGAUUGUUCUCCACAAAUGCUCAGAAGACAUGAAACCACGACCAAAGAAG